AAAAUUAGCGCUAUAUCAAGUAUCUAUAGUCGUCUAAAUGUUGAAUGGUGAUGAUGAUUUUGAGAGAUUACUUGAGAUUGAUGAUGAGUUGAGAUUCGAGGCAAUUCAGCCAUCUGUUGUUGAUCUCGAUACAGAUGAAGACAGUCAAAAAAGUAACCAUAAAAGAAAAUCCCCUCCUGACUUGGACCAAAUUAAUCCACCUAAAAUAUUAAAGACGGUUAACGCUGAGUACAUAAAGGACAGCUCACAAGAUAAUGUACCAUCCUGUAGUUACUCUCAUUCGAGUAGUCACCUACUUAAAAGAAUUCCACUGGAUGGUGAUUAUGUUUCGGUUACAUUUAGUAAUGGUGAAAGGUUUUAUUUAACGAUGGAAGAGUCUGACAGCGGAGAUCUCUUUCAUAAGAUGAAUAAUUCAUUUCACAAAUAUGAGUCCUCAGGCUUGAUACAUGAAGCUGAAAAAAUUGUGAAAAAUCAUAAGUCAAAAUUGAUCAGUACACUAAUUGAAGAAAAAGAAUGUGGAUUGAAUUUCAAACAUUUAUGGACUACAAAAUACUCACCGUCAUCAUACUUAGAUCUGAUAUCUGACGAGACCACCAAUCGAACUCUUUUGAGAUGGUUAAAGGCGUGGGAUCACUACGUGUUCGGUACACCAACAACUAAACCCCAGAUAAAUUCUCAUGUAAAUUCAGGACCAUUUACAAACAAACCAGACGAUCUUGAGUCAAUGGCUGGAGAGAUUAAUCCUCGUGAUGGUCUACCGCGAUAUAGAUUGGUACUGCUUGCUGGACCUCCUGGUUUAGGAAAAACAACUCUUGCUCACUUAUUGGCUGAACACGCUGGCUACGAAGUAGUUGAAAUAAAUGCGAGUGAUGAUCGUAGUGUCAGUGUCCUUCGUGAUCGUCUAACAGCUAUUGUUUCCAGCUCAACUAGUUUGAAUACAUCAAAAAGUACAAAUUUCAAUCAACAAAAUUAUCUUAAACCAUGUUGUUUAAUUAUGGAUGAAAUAGAUGGAGCCAUGCCGGCAGCAGUUGAAAUUUUAGCCUCAGCUGCCAAAAAUACUUUACCUACUACUUCUGAAAGACAAUUGCGAAGCAAGAAAGCCAAUCCGCCUUUAGUUUUACGUCGUCCUGUUAUCUGUAUUUGUAAUGAUUUAUAUUCUCCAUCUGUUCGAGCAUUAAGAGCUCCUGGAGUCCCCUGCUUGACAUUGCGUAUACCCAAUGUUGACUUAGGAUGCCUUAUUUCUCGAUUGGAUAUUAUAACUAAGACAGAAGGUCUCUCUGUUGACAAAAUGACUCUAACACAUUUGGUCGAGAUGUCUGACCGAGAUAUUCGUUCAUGUUUGAAUACACUACAGUUUUUGAAUUCAGUGAAAUCAUCACUAGAUGGUGACAGCGAUAAGUUCAAUGCCCUAUCAGUGGAAGACAUUCUAUCUCUUUCUCACUUUCAAAAUGGCUUGAAAGAUACUCAGAAAAGUUUAUUUGAUGUAUGGAGAGCAGUGUUCACUAUUCCAUCACAACGUUUACUUUCAAGUCGUAGACUGAAUAACUAUAAUAAUAAUAGUGAAGGCGUAAAAUGUAAAAAUAGCAAUCACAAUACUAUAUCAGCUAGACUAGAUUAUGUAUUAAGUAUCUCAGAUACUGCUGCUGAUCAUCAACAAAUAACUAUGGGUAUUUUUGAAAAUUAUCUGUAUGGUCGUCUUAAGGAUGCAACAUUACGUGUGGCUUGUCAAGCAUCUGAUUGGUUUGUGUUUGAUGAUAUACUUAACACUUAUGCUCAAACCAAAUCGAAUUAUAUGCUCUUACGAUAUGCAGGAUGGUUGCCUUGUUGGUUCCAUUUGGCUCUAGCCACUCCAUCGGGUCUGAUCAACAGUUCUAUGUCAACAGGAGGUACAAAGUUUAUGGGUGGUUUACGUUGGCCUUCUACGCCAAUUGAAGCUGCAGCAACGCGUUCACGUUAUGUUGCAAUAUUGGAUCAAUUACACCUUAACCAAUGGAAUAUACCUCGCAGUAUAUCUGAUAAUUCUUUAACACCAAUCAAUAGUUUCAAUAGUUUUCGAUUUUUACCACGUCGACAUUUUCUAUUAGAUAUGGCGUCUAUCCUUAUUACUCUUUUGGCAUUACUUGCAUCGGGUUUACGCCCUUUAAGUGCACAAUUGUAUAGUCAACAAGAAAAGUUAGCUCUUAACAAAUUAGUAAAUUUGAUGAUAAAUCUUGGCCUGAAUUGGAAAGUGGAACAAGAUCCAGAUAGCAAUGAAAUUCAAUAUCAGCUUGAGCCGGCUUUGGAUGUUGUUGCUUGUUUUACAAAGACAAAUGGUCUAAAACUGCUUGGAUAUGCUACUAAACAACUUAUUUCACGCGAAAUGGAAUUUGAAAUAGUUCGACGUUCUCAAUCACUUAUCAGUCGCAAUACCAACAAGCUACCCACCAACAAUAUUAAUGAUCUCCUUUGUAAAAUUAAUCCCAAACCAGAGGUGAAAAGUAACGUGGAUACAAAUUCAAAUAUUGCAAAGUUAACUGUUACAAAAAGUUGUAAGGUGAAGAAAGACUUUUUUGGACGUCUUAUCAGCGAGAAAUUAUCAAGUAAUAAUAUUAAUAAUAAAGAAGGGGCUGCUGAAGAUCGAACAGGUAAAAAAGCAUCUGUCAUUAGUGCAGAAGUUUAUUACCGCUUCAAGGAGGGCUAUUCGAAUGCUGUCCGUCGUCCUGUCCUUAUGAAGGAAUUCGUGUAAAUAAUCUUCAGAUCUUUUCUUAUUCUUUUGUGAU
Trichobilharzia szidati is the source of this 2759-nucleotide messenger RNA. The record is from the annotation of a GenBank genome assembly. NCBI's taxonomy places the organism in Eukaryota, Metazoa, Platyhelminthes, Trematoda, Strigeidida, Schistosomatidae.